Molecule: messenger RNA, 3185 nt
Organism: Coturnix japonica (Japanese quail)
Lineage: Eukaryota; Metazoa; Chordata; Aves; Galliformes; Phasianidae
Gene: GOLM2
Product: golgi membrane protein 2
Source: RefSeq, a predicted model, not a curated record
GAGUGUCCGCCAGGGGGCGCUGUAGGAGCGCGGCGCUCCCGCGACAUUUGGCAGCGUUCCGCCUCGCGAGAGCCGGGCGGCGGAAGGGGCGGCGCUGUGCGGCCUGUGCUCCGUGUCCGCCCCGCCGCCGGCCCGGAGCUCCCGGCCCGGAUCCCGCAGCUCUCAGCCCACAUCCCGCAGCUCCAUAUCCCGCAGCCCCUCAGGCGCGGGCGGAGGCGGUGAGCGGGUGCAGCCCCCGCCCGGCGCUGUCCCCCAUGGUGGGUUUCGGCGCUAACCGCCGUGGCGGCCGCCUGCCGUCGUUGCUGCUGGCCGCGCUGCUGCUCGUCAUCGCCGUCCUCGCCUUCAACUGCUGGAACGCGGCGUCCCGCCAGGCCGUGCUCAGGGAGGAGCUGGCCGAGCUGCAGAGCCAGGCCAAGCGCACCGAGGUGGCCCGGGGGCGGCUGGAGAAACGCAACAACGACCUGCUGGGCCGCGUGGAUUCGCACCGCAAACAGCUGGAGCAGAAGGAGGCGGAUUACAGCCAGCUGAGCAGCCAGCUGCACGCCAGGGACGGGCAGGUGAAGCGCUGCGAGGACAGCAGGGUGAAGCUGCAGAACAACAUCUCGUACCAGAUGGCAGACAUACAUCGUCUGAAGGAACAACUGGCGGAAUUACGCCAGGAGUUCAUCCGCCAGGAAGAUCAGCUUCAUGAGUACAAGAAGAACAACACGUACCUUACGAGGAGGCUGGAGUACGACAGUCUGCAGUGUGGGCAGCAGAUCAAGGAAAUGAGAAUGCAACAUGAAGAAAACAUAAAGAAAUUAAUGGACCAGAUUGUUCGGGAACAAAAGGCAACACAGAGAAUUCAGUCCAGUAAAGAUGCUGAAGUAAACCCCAAUGGUGUUGACCAGGCAAUAUCUAAGACUGUUCCAGAGAUGGAAGUUAAAAAUGCAGAAAAUAAUGAGCUGCCUUCAGAUCAUGCUGUAGAUGGCAAAGAGAAAGUCAAACCAGGAGGAGAUGCAGGCAUGCCUGAAAUAGAAGACAAUGACCCUGAUAAGGCUGAAGAUACUCCCACUGCUAUAAAGAAGCCACGUAUUUCAGCUCCCAGAAGCGAUAAUAACCAGCCUGUUGUAAACCUUCCAUCUGAACAGCCCCACGCUCCAAAUGUGGAACCAGGUUUGCACAGUGACAAUGAAGGAAAUGCUGAUGUUGUGAAAGAAAUACCCCCAAAUUCUGUUCAGCGCUUAAAUUUUGGUGAGAAUAUGGAAAGUCAGAAUGAAAACAAACUUGAAGCAGAACACAUAAAACUUCAAAAAAGCAGAGAUGACAACUUGCAAAAGAUGAAGCAAAGCCGAUUCUUUGAUGAGAAUGAAUCCCCUGUUGAUCCGCAGCAGGGUUCUAAACUGGCAGAUUAUAAUGGGGAUGAUGGUAACGUGGGUGAGUACGAGGCAGACAAACAGGCUGAGCUGGCUUACAAUGAGGAAGAGGAUGGUGAUGGUGGAGAAGAAGACGUCCAAGAUGAUGAAGAAAGAGAUCUACAGAAUGACCUCGUUGAUUACAGCAAGCCGCGCUUUGGUGACGGUGUCCUUUAAGGCUUGAAUUAAAUGGGAAAUGUAGAUGGAGCUCAACUGAAGAACUUGAAGUGCUGCAAAACUGAACCAUUUUUACUUCACCGUUUCAUACUUCAAAACAAACUGAUGAUUACAAACACGUAUCCUCGACGGUAGGGAAGUGACAGGAGGGGCCAGUUCUGUACAUAUGUACAUAGUUGUACUAUUGCAAAUUGUAUGAAAACGACACUUUUGUUGUUACGUUGAGCCAAGUACUUAGACUGUACCUUAUCUGUAAGAAUCUUUGCAUUAAAACCAAUAUUAUAAAUAGGGGCUGAAUUGGUUCUGCAAAUUAGGAAACUUUGUAAACUGGAGAACUUGUACAGUUUGUAUCUCAUGUAACAAAAGCUCUGUGGAAACAAUGUACAGCCACAGGACUCCUUUUCUACAGGAAUACCCGUGUGAGCAGAAAUACUCCGCUUUCUUCACCAGAGCUGUUUGCUGUUCCUUGCAGGUGAGCUGUCCUUUGAGAAUGAAACCUGGAUGUUAAUAAAUGCUCCUUCUUCUAUGUAGGUGAGGAAAGCUAUGACAGGGGAGUAGACCUUAGAAGCGAGCACCAUUUUGCUGCUCAUGAGCAGAGCUCAGAGCUGGAGAUCAGUGGCAGCAGAGUUUCAGUAAUUCGAUACUUGCUGAAAAAGUUGUGUAACUAACAGCUUAUCUUAAAAGGUAACAUAAAUAAUUCAGCACCGCUUGUAGGGAAUCGUUGUGUUAAAGAAGAGCGAGUUUCAUUGUGGGGAUGGGGAGGGGAAGAAGGCUGCAUCAGCUCUGCAGGAACCUGCGUGGAAGGAACAGCCCCUGCACUCCUCAAUACCGUGUAUGCGGAGUUUUACUGUUCCAAGAGACUCCAUCCCGUGUCGCAGUCACUCCAGUUAAUUUACAGCGUAAUCCUUUGUACAGAUCUCUCCAAACAUCCUCCACUUCCACCUUUUGCUUUUCCACCUGGGACCAGUCUGUAAGUCAGACACUUUUUGUAUGACGCAUUCAGCACCUUCUGAAUUCUACAGAAACGAUUCAGUUGAUUUGCAGUAGUGGAAGAUGAGGUUACGAACCCACCCUGCUUCUCCAAAAGGGCUACUGUGAAAUGACAGGACCUUAGAUGUGAGUGAUUGAACUCUCUGUACUCGGCUUCCAAUCUGAAAUAAGUCUUGUUUGAUGCCCAUUCAAUGGACCUUUCACAUUUCAAAAGCUGCGUGAUUUUUUUGGCUACGUUAUUUUUGCUACAGCCAUAAUCUGCUCACGAGUCUUAAAUGUACAAGAAAUAAAAAAUCAAACUGUGGUGAUGCAUUCCAGCCGCUUGGUUUUUCUCUUUUGUGGCGGUGGUGUUUAAGGCUCGAGCUCUUCCUUUCAUACAUCUGAGAGGCAGAUGGGGGGGAACAGCCCUUGGCAAAACACUGAGCCUGCUCUGAAUUAGCUCCUAUACAGUAAGAACAAACCUGUGCUGGGAUUCUAAGAAUGGCGGCCAUCAGUAAAUAACAUAUUUCAGCACUGCAAUUUUUUUGGUCUUAAAAUGUAAUUUCAGCCUGAAUUAGGUGUUAACUUGAUUCUUCUAAUGAAAGCAACAUAUAUGGGUUCUAAUAAAUUAAGUUGUUUAAAGUU